CUUUACCCUGCAGCUCCCAGCAUGCCAGGGAGUGGCUGGGAGAGACAGACUGUUUUCUUUAGGACUGGGGCUGGGCCGAGGGCUGCACAGUGGACACCAGUGAGGAGCUGAGGAGUCACUGACCUGAGGACUGAAAGCUAAGGAGAAAGGGCACAGUGAAGGAGGUUUUAGGCUGGAGUCAUGAAGGUGUUAGCCGCAGCCUUGGCUGGUGGGAUUUUUGGGGCAGUAGGGACCCUGUGUUUACUCCUGGCCUUUGGUACAGACUACUGGCUGGUGGCCAGUGACAACUGUGGACCAUAUACAUGGCCGACGCAAACAACCCUGACAGGGGGAAAAGAUGCCAAUGGGACUGAGAUCCAGUUGGAAGUGGAAGCAGUCACUGAUUCUCAUCCGUCUCUCACCCUCCACCAUGAGGGUUUCUUCUGGCGCUGUGUGUUUCAGGUGGAGCCCACAGCGCAUGCAGUCCUGGCCACUCUCUUCACAAACCAGCCAGAGUCCAAGGUGUGUAUCCAUGGCUACCUCUUCCCUCUGCCUGUUGCUCUUGGACAGGUGCCUAAUCCAAGUUACGAUGCUACAGCAGUGUUUCGGGGUUUCUGGACCUUGCUGAUAAUCGUCGGGCUUGUCUCAGCUCUGACUGGAGGCUUCCUCUUGGUCUGUGGUGUCCCCUUCAUCAGCCACCAACUCUACAAGCUGGGUGGAGCCUUCCUCGUCACUGCUGCCUGCUUGUUCCUGUUCACGCUUCUGCUCUACGUACUGUGGAUGGAGGUGGUGGAUGUGAAGCGCUACGUCCUGCAGGAGAGAGGAGAGGCAUGUCCAGAUGCCAAGGUUUCAGUGCUCUACGGCCUGUCGUUCAUGGUGGCGGUGGCUGGCGUGCCUCUGGAGCUCGUCUCUGGGUUGGUCUUCAUGAUGGUGGGCCGGGCGCUGCGUGCCAGCAAGUGAGCUCCCCAUCUGGCCCAUACGAGAAGAGUGGACCGACCUUUUUACGCCCUACACUGGGACUCAGCGGCACACUUGUGGGAUGUGUAAAUACCGGCUGGAAAGAUAUGACCAAUAUUACAGCACCACCCUUUGGAUGUUGCAUGCAGUCAGAGACACUGGUUCGGUGCAGCAGUUGUUGAUCGCUAGCUUUGCUUGAGUUCCAUAAAAAUCACCAAUUACACAAGAAUAUCAAUACCACAAUAGGUCAGUGGUAGAGUUUAUAUGAUUAGCAUGAAUUGGAAUGGAUAUAAUACGGUACAAGAUGUGUUAAGACAUCUAAUCUGAGAGAUUUUUGUCUUGGCAAAACCCUGUGAAUAUAAAUAUUUCUUCCACCCAGUUGCAUCCUACUGUCAUUCUACCAAUUGCAGCUUGUAUUAAUGCUGCAAAUGAUGAAUCCAUAGAGCGGACGGUGAGAAAACGCAUGGGUGAACCAGCUGUGUCCCCUGUCCUGGAUUUGGCACACGAUCAGAGUAGGCUAGCUAGAGCAGAGCGAGGUGGGAGGGAGGAAUGGCUGGAUGGACUUUAAACAGAAAUGGUAAGUUUGGAUAGAGGGUGGGGGUGGGGCAGGAGUGGGAUGGAUGUGGGUAUAGGGGGGAUAGAGAAAGAAUUGAUGCGUGCAGGGGGGGCACAAGGGGGCUUUGAGAAAUGAACAGCUGUUUGUGGGUUUGGUUGGUGUACAGAGGGCCGGCCACCUGCCUCCUUCACCCCAAUCAUAUUUCACUCCCUCAUUCUAAUCGUUAUGCUUUCUCUUUUCUGCCUCAUACUAUUAUGUUUCUCUAUCCUACCCUACUUGUAAACGUUACAUUCAGAAAACCCCUGCCACUAAUAGAUAUUCUGUUGACACACAUCCGUUGCACUCACACCCCUCUGGGCAUUCUUUCCUUUCCUCAGUGUUUUCCAAAGGGCAAAGACAGACUUGCGAUUGUAUCAUAACUGCUACAAUAUUAGAUCAUCCUCCUUUUUCAUUGGUCUGAAUGGGCAGCAUGUGGAAGCAGGCAAGUGGACUCUAGGUCACGCAUAUCAGCUUUCAUCUACUGUACUGUGGAGAAGGAGCUGGUGUUUGAGGGGUGGGGACCUCACUGAUCAAACACACACGUUCAUGCACUCACACACUCACACAUGCUGUGAUCAAACUGUCCACAACACACCAAUGUUAAUUAUUGAAACAUACUGGGCUUUUCCUCCGCAUACAGAGCUGAUCCUAGUUCUGACUGAUGUAAUGCAUGUUGAGAGUACUGCUGUAAUAUAGGACCAUAGCCAUCAAAUGCUAUAGAUCCGCUCAGUUUACUGUGCUGCCUGUGUCUGUCAGAGGAUACCCUCGAAUUUUGGUACGUUGAACCUGUGGUCUUUUACAUGAUUGUUAUUGGUAAAUGUAUGUGUGAUUAUAUGAUAUACAGAAUAUUCAGUGGUGUGCUUCUCACUAGUAUUCAUAGUCACUCAAUAGGAGUAGUGAGAAGGGAAAGUGGAUGUUCUCCCAAUGUACAUUUGCCAAACAUUUCCCAUCCAUUGAGAAUUUUCUCUCGUAAAAGCAAAACAUGUUGUUUCAAAACACUUCCAAUAAA
This is a messenger RNA of Xiphias gladius (swordfish), 2540 nucleotides long. Its product is annotated as transmembrane protein 182-like. The record is from RefSeq and is a predicted model, not a curated record. Gene Ontology annotation, cellular component: membrane. NCBI's taxonomy places the organism in Eukaryota, Metazoa, Chordata, Actinopteri, Istiophoriformes, Xiphiidae. The coding region runs from base 181 to 939 and encodes 252 amino acids. The transcript has 5 exons.